This is a messenger RNA of Varroa destructor (honeybee mite), 3235 nucleotides long. Its product is annotated as RNA helicase MOV-10-like. The record is from RefSeq and is a predicted model, not a curated record. Gene Ontology annotation, molecular function: 5'-3' RNA helicase activity; RNA binding. Lineage: Eukaryota; Metazoa; Arthropoda; Arachnida; Mesostigmata; Varroidae.
UACAAUAUAAACUAAAAAUUCAGCAAGUAAUCUGAAAUACUGAUGCAGAUUGAGCGCGAAGCUUCGAUGUAAUCAGUUGGUUAUUUAAAUGUUUACUUAACAGUGUUAUUACGUAUGCUGUUCCCUAGUGAGCUUAUUAAAGAACUUUAUGCCAACGUUGAUUGAGUGUCGAUAAAUACGGAUACCCGGUGAAAUAGCUAGUACCUAUAUUUUAGAGUAUUCUACGAUAACUGCUGCCCGCAGUGUGUCAACAUGUUAAAAAGCCGACAAACCGUACGAUGCGAGUACUGCGGUGUCAACGUACUCCCGACUGACAGGGACCGGCACGUCAAGAGCUUGUCACAUGAAAUCGGCUUAAUAAAGCAUUACCUGUCUUCCAAACGGGCAGAACUUACUCGUGAAAAAGAAGGCCUUAGUACGUGGCUUGAUGGUCAAAAAACGGGUGACGUAAUAUUCAUAGAAAGUGAACCUGGCGAGCCUACUACAGUCGACUUGGAGGUUUGCAGUAAGGACUACGACAUUCAAUUGAAUAAGGCAUUCAUUUUGGAGGCGUCGGAAAUCCUACAAGUGAAGAUAAAGGAUUCCGCAAAGAUCCCUAAAGGCGGUUCAUGCUUUGUGACACUCGUUGCAUACUCAGUGGAUGUAGCGUCGAAAACUGUAACGCUGGCUCUAAUCCUCGGUCGCGAAGGUAAUCCCGUGGUAAGAUUAGUACGGCACAUUCGAGUUCGUUGCGGAAAUGAACGCGUUCGUAACAUCGAAAGCAAUAAUACACCUUUCACAGAAACAAAACCAGUACUUCUACCAACAGCCACUAAAAUUAUAAAAAUGACCAGAGCAACUUUUAGUCAGAAGAUACCUGCCCAAGCACUACCGAGACGGCGAGAUGCAGGAUUUGUUAAUGAAGACGAGGAAUACGAUGAUCAAAUUCCUUUAACUACAAUACGUAGAGUGCCUUUGGAUCUGUAUUUUGCCGAUAAUUACCUUCGUCAGCUUCACUUAGCACAGAUGCAGGUCGACGACAAAAGCGAUCCAAACCUCGUGGAGUAUUAUAAAAUGAUCAGCGACUAUCUGAGAACCGGUAUCGUAGCCGAAAAGCCUGAGAACUAUAAUAGAUACAUGCGGAUACUCUUGCAUUGUGAGGAUAUUCAGCAAGAGGCCGAUAUCCGACUUUACGAUAAACACGAUGCACAACUCAAAUAUUCCAUCGAUACAGAAAGGUUCGAGCUGGAAGUCGAGGGCUUGCAGGAAGGCCGUCCAUCGCUUCUGCCUUUGGAUUAUAUAUAUAUUCGGUUUCUUAAUAAUCCUGAUGUUAAUAAGACGAUAGAAUAUGAGGGUUUAAUUUAUCGUAUCAAAUCAAGGUCAGUCGAGAUCAACAUGACACCUCAGUUUCUUGAUGCUUAUCACAGCCUUACUGCUGAUGAGGAUGAUCCUAACACUCUCAAUUUAGAAAAGGCGGAAGAACUGCGAUUUGGUAUACGUUUUUCCGUGAACCGAAAGAAUCUGCGUUUAAUGCAUCGCGCAUUGAGUCAGGUUGAGCAGCGUCUAAAGAAUAUAAAUGAUUCCAUUGAAUCUAUAAUUAUUCCUCAAAAAACGUGGCCGGCGGACCUGGCUAUUAAAGACCCCUCAGUGGAUAUAGAACUAAUAAACAAUAACAUCGCCAGUAACUGCGAACAGUUUACUGCAGUACAAAACAUAGUGCGCGGCUUAAGUCGCCCGCUACCGUACAUCGUGUUUGGGCCUCCCGGUACAGGAAAGACAACUACAAUCACAGAAGCCAUCUUGCAGGUGUAUAAGAUAAUUCCAGAAAGUCGAAUCCUUAUCACUGCACCAUCUAAUUCGGCUGUCAACGUGAUCACGGAAAAAGUUAUAUGUGGUGGCAUCAUUCCAGAGCACGAUAUCUUUCGAUGCUACAGUAUGAAUUGCAAUAAAAAUAAGGUGUCCGCGGAUCUGGAAAAGAUUUCGAACUACAACGCAAAGGAAGACACCUGCUAUGAGUUCGACGUGGAAACGCUUCUCAUGUUUCGCAUUAUCGCUUGCACGCUAUCUAUGUGCGGAAACUUGGUGACACAGGGAUUUAAACCAGAUCACUUCACGCACAUAUUUAUUGACGAAGCAGGCCACGCCAUGGAACCAGAGGCACUCAUACCAGUCGCGGGACUGUUUAAGAUCUAUAAACCAGGUCAAUGUGGCCCUGCCGGAUGCCUUGUGUUGUCAGGAGAUCACAUGCAGUUGGGGCCCAUCAUUCGGUCACCAAUUGCCAGAAUGUAUGCAUUCGGGCGAUCGUUGCUCGAAAGGCUAAUGGACACUUCUCCGUACAGGCGUCAGAAGAAUAACGCCUUCAAUCCGAUAUUCCUGACAAAACUCGUGAAAAAUUUUCGUUCACACGAAAUUCUUCUUCAUCUUCCCAAUAAGCUGUUCUAUGAUGACGAGUUGAAAGCUCACGGGGAUCGCAGUUUUACGCAUGCAAUGAUCAACUAUAAGGAACUGCCAGAACUUGGUGUGCCUCUCAUUUUUCACGGAGUGUCCGGCACUGAACUUCGCGAAGGGGAUAACCCAUCGUUUUACAACCCGGAGGAGAUCUCUGUGAUCGAAAACUACGUCACUCAACUUUUGACAGAGGGGAAAACUUACGACGGCGACGGCAUCAGAGAAGAGGAUAUCGGCAUCAUAUCCCCGUAUAGGAGACAGGUUCUGAAAAUUCGUGGGGUUCUCGCUGAACGCGGCUACACCAAAGUGACAAUUGGUUCAACUGAAGAAUUCCAGGGCCAAGAACGGUUGAUAAUGCUACUGUCAACCGUCCGAUCGGAUGCUGCUCAAGCAUUUGAUUCAUUAAAGGGCCAAACGCUAGGUUUUCUCAGAAAUGAAAAGAGAUUCAACGUAGCGACGACCCGCGCAAAGGCCUUGCUCAUCAUUGUGGGCGACCCUAACGUGUUGAAGAAAGAUUACUGCUGGCGAAACCUUCUUUAUUACUGUCGUGACUUGAAUGCUUGCCGCGGCGUAGCCUGGAAUACCACAAAGAGACUAUACGAGGAUCUAUAUCAAAAGAUCGAAGCCCUGAACCUCGCACUAGGACUGGAAGAGUUUAAGGGACGGUCGUUUGCUUGUAAUGGUCAAGUGGCCAUCACAGAUAUGACUCUUCAAGAGGAGCCCCAUUGGACCAAUGAGGACUAAUUUUUUUUUGCAUAAUGGUUCGCUUUCUUGUGUAAUAAAUGCAUUUGUUUAUGUGUAGAACUAC